GGUGGCGGCGGGUAAGUGUCCGCGUAAACUGGCGGCGGCAGAGCGCAAAGUUACGGUGAAAAAUCGUGUUUUUUUUGCGGGCUGGCUGGGGGGACUCGUAUCAUGGCGAUGUAUCAGCCUCGCAACGUCGACGUGCCCUGUUUUUUUUCGAAACUGUAGUUGGAGCGCGUAAUAUGGCGACGGCGCUAGCUUACCAUUGCUAAGGGCUCUGACUACGUCCUGGAACCGCCUGGCGAACCCGAACGCUUCUCCGCGCCUGCCCGCGAACUGCUUCCGCAGCCUUCAGCGGCGGCGCCUGUCAGCUGCGCUGCCCUGCGGGGCCUAACGGGGGGUUUAGUCGAACCUGCUCAAAGCCAACGAGCGCCUGGAGUGCGGCUUUGUUCAGGCGCGAAGCGCGAACAACCCAACCCGCCGUCCAUUUCUGUGCCGUGUUGAAAACGUGUCAGCGGUCCUUUCCAUCUUGCCCCCCCCCCUUUUCACCCUGUUCAUCGCCGUCCUAGGUUUCUGUUUUAACGUUAGUUUAGUGCUCUGAUGGUCACUGAGAUGACAGAUAUUAGGACUUCAUCACAUUGCGUCAUGAUUUGUAAUGCAACAAUUGUAUCGUGAGCAAUGCUCAUCACAAUCACAGCUGAUCUGCCCGCAUCCGUUUACAGGAACCCCUGAAUAUGAGUGAUGAUAAACCCUUCCUGUGUACCGCUCCUGGGUGUGGUCAGCGAUUUACGAAUGAAGACCACUUGGCCGUUCAUAAACACAAACAUGAGAUGACGUUGAAGUUUGGUCCAGCAAGGAACGACAGUGUCAUUGUUGCUGACCAAACACCCACACCCACUCGGUUCUUGAAGAACUGUGAGGAAGUUGGACUCUUCAACGAGCUCGCAAGUCCAUUUGAGCAUGACUUCAAAAAAGUUACGGAAGAUGACAUCAAAAAGUUACCGUUGGAUUUGUCACCUCUGGCAACACCUGUAAUGCGAAACAAAAUGGAGGAACACUCGGCUAUGGAUGCACAUCGAGAUAGUCCGCUCCCCCAUCCAGAAUCUACUACAAAUGAUGACAAGGACUUAUCCCUGCAGCCAACCUCACUGCCAACAUCCACUAUAGUCCGUCCUGCGUCCCUCCAAGUUCCCAAUGUACUUCUAGCAACCUCAGAGGCUAAUGUUGUAAUACAGCCAGCACUCCCAUCGCCAACAUCUAGCUCUGUUAUUACCCAAGUCGCAUCCACUAAUAGACCUAUAGUUCCAGUGUCUGGCACUUUCCCCGUGCUCUUACAGCUCCCUAAUGGCCAGACCAUGCCCAUUGCUAUCCCUGCAUCUAUUACAAGCUCAAGUGUACAAAUUCCAGCUACAAUCCCUCUUGUCAGACCUGUCACUGUAGUGCCUAACGUCCCUGGGAUCCCAGGACCUCCCUCGCCACAGCCUGUCCAAUCAGAAGCCAAGCUGAAACUUAAAGCAACAUUAAGCCAGCAGCUCCCCCAUGUAACCAACGGAGAUGCUGGUGAUGUCCAGAGCAGUUCUGUAGCUCACACUGCUGCUCCAAAUUCUCCCUCCCCUCCGGCCCCGGCUGCAGUGCCGGCCCAGGUCCAAGCUCCAGCCCCUGUCCCUCACCUGGCCCCACCCGAGGAAACCUGUCCCCAGUCCCUUCAGCAGCCCGCCACCUCCACAACAGAGACACCUGCCUCUCCAGCUCCCCCUGCCCAACACACCCCAAGCACAGGAGGUCGGCGGCGCAGAACCACAAGCGAAGACCCAGAUGAAAAGCGGCGCAAGUUCUUGGAACGCAACCGGGCCGCGGCCUCACGCUGCAGGCAGAAGAGGAAGGUGUGGGUCCAGUCCCUGGAGAAGAAGGCUGAGGACCUGAGCUCCAUGAAUGGACAACUCCAGAAUGAAGUCACCCUGCUGAGAAACGAAGUGGCUCAACUGAAGCAGCUUCUUCUGGCUCAUAAAGACUGCCCCGUAACCGCCAUGCAGAAGAAGUCUGGCUAUCACAGUGAGUAA
Lampris incognitus (smalleye Pacific opah) is the source of this 1991-nucleotide messenger RNA. It is a transcript of the gene atf2, whose product is annotated as activating transcription factor 2. Gene Ontology annotation, molecular function: DNA-binding transcription factor activity, RNA polymerase II-specific; cAMP response element binding. Gene Ontology annotation, biological process: regulation of transcription by RNA polymerase II. The record is from RefSeq and is a predicted model, not a curated record. The coding region runs from base 666 to 1991 and encodes 441 amino acids. Lineage: Eukaryota; Metazoa; Chordata; Actinopteri; Lampriformes; Lampridae. The transcript is spliced from 10 exons.